Molecule: messenger RNA, 3011 nt
Organism: Cheilinus undulatus (humphead wrasse)
Lineage: Eukaryota; Metazoa; Chordata; Actinopteri; Labriformes; Labridae
Gene: cpeb3
Product: cytoplasmic polyadenylation element binding protein 3
Exons: 11
Coding region: 133-2145 (670 amino acids)
Biological process (GO): negative regulation of cytoplasmic translation
Cellular component (GO): synapse; neuron projection; nucleus
Molecular function (GO): mRNA regulatory element binding translation repressor activity; ribosome binding; translation factor activity, RNA binding
Source: RefSeq, a predicted model, not a curated record
CAGCUGUUGAGGCAACUGCUGACUAUCUCGGUACAAGGGUAGCUCGUUUGUCAUACCUGAAGUCAGCCGAAGCAAACAGAAAAACCUUUAUUUACUGGGUCCCUAAAGGUGAACGAUAAAGCUCAGCAAACCAUGCAGGAUGAUUUACUGAUGGACAAAAACAAAGCUCAGCCUCACCAUCAGCAAGAUCAAGUAGACCCUCCUCCCUCCACACCGACACCGUCAUCGGAGCCCACUUCUUCUUCAUCGGAGUCGGAGAGCCCGUCAGCCGGGAGCAACCCCGCGGCUUCAGCGCUCGGCAGCAGUAAGGACAAAGUGCCGAUGGAGUCGCCGAUCCUGCCCGGGCUGAGCUUCCACCAGGAGACCGGCGGACCCCUGUCUUCUCCUUCCUCCUCUUUUGGGAGCACUUGGUCCACGGGAACCACGAACGCCGUGGACGAUAGCUUUUUCCAGGGAAUACCCUCUGUGAACGGGACCAUGCUUUUCCAGAACUUUCCCCACCACGUCAACCCGGUCUUCGGGGGGAAUUUCUCCCCGCAGAUCGGCGUGGCCCCGCAGAGCCAGCAGCAUCAACAGCAGCAGCAGCAGCAGCAGCAGUCCCAGCAGAGGAGGUCCCCGGUCAGCCCCAGCCAAGGCCCCUUCCCCCAGAGAAACGCUUAUCAGACCAUCAUGAACAACAGUAAAGGCUCGUCGUCCUCUUCGGCCCCUUCCUCCGCUUGGAAUAAUCACCAGAACGCCGCGUGGAGCACAGCCUCCAACCCCUGGAGCGGGCUGCAGGCGGGCAGGGACCCGCGCAGACCGGUGGGUGUCGGGGUAGGGGUCGGAGUAGGAGUCGGUGUCGGGGUGCCGUCACCCCUGAACCCCAUCUCUCCAAUGAAAAAGCCCUAUUCCAGCAAUGUUAUAGCACCCCCUAAAUUUCCCAGACCGGGUCCUCUCACCCCAAAACCCUGGAUGGAGGACAGCGCCUUCAGGACUGACAACAGCAACAACAUACUGCCUUUCCAGGACCGGAAUCGGCCCUUCGAUGCGUUUAGCUUGCACUCUUUGGAGAAUUCCUUAAUGGAUAUGAUAAGGACUGACCACGACAAAGGUAAACCACACCCAGCCGGUGGCCCACCAAUGACUAUCGCUGAUAUUAUAUGGAGGAAUCAUUUUGCAGGACGUAUGGGCCUCAACUUCCACCAUCCUGGAGCAGACCACAUAAUGCCAUUAAACACAGCCCGGAGCUAUGGCCGCAGAAGAGGUCGUUCCUGUCUGUUUCCAUUUGAAGAUGGUUUCCUCGACGACGGCCACGGUGACCCCUCCCUGACUCCGGGCCUGAACUCGCCGACCCGCUGCCAGAACGGAGAGAGGAUGGAGCGCUACUCCAGGAAAGUGUUUGUGGGAGGCCUCCCCCCUGACAUAGAUGAAGAUGAGAUCACCAACAGUUUCCGACGUUAUGGACACCUGGUGGUCGACUGGCCCCACAAAGCUGAGAGCAAGUCCUACUUCCCCCCUAAAGGUUAUGCCUUCCUGCUGUUCCAGGAGGAAACAUCUGUCCAGGCCUUGAUCGACGCUUGUAUCGAGGAGGAUGGAAAACUCUACCUGUGUGUGUCCAGUCCCACCAUCAAAGACAAACCGGUCCAGAUCCGUCCCUGGAACCUGAGCGACAGUGACUUUGUCAUGGACGGCUCUCAGCCUCUGGACCCCCGCAAGACCAUCUUUGUGGGAGGUGUGCCACGGCCCCUGCGUGCAGUGGAGCUGGCGAUGAUCAUGGAUCGGCUGUACGGAGGUGUUUGCUACGCUGGCAUCGACACUGACCCAGAGCUCAAAUACCCAAAGGGAGCCGGCCGGGUAGCCUUCUCCAACCAGCAGAGCUACAUCGCCGCCAUUAGCGCCCGCUUCGUCCAGCUGCAGCACAAUGAUAUCGACAAAAGGGUUGAGGUGAAGCCGUAUGUCCUGGACGACCAGAUGUGCGAUGAGUGUCAGGGGGCUCGCUGUGGGGGGAAGUUUGCCCCCUUCUUCUGUGCCAACGUCACCUGCCUGCAGUAUUACUGCGAGUACUGCUGGGCCAGCAUCCACUCGAGGGCUGGCCGAGAGUUUCACAAGCCGCUGGUGAAGGAGGGGGGCGACCGCCCGAGACACGUGUCCUUCCGCUGGAGCUGAGGGGGGGUCACUAGUCCAGCUCUGCCCCGGUGAACCCACACCCGACCCCCUCCCCCCAAAAAAACAACCUCCUGCACCCCUCCUACCUUACAGGCCGGGUCAGCGCUGCAACAGCCCACAUACCCCCACCUUGCCCACCUCCCCUCAAACACCUCAUGAAAAAGAUGCGGUCAAUCACACAGGACGGUCCUCACCCCCCCAUUCUGAACUCAGCGUGUCCCCUCUGAUGAAGCACUGUGGGGACACAAAUGUCUAUCAGCGCUAAAUUUGCACUUUGGCACAAAUCUCACUAAACACAAACACAGGAUGGUCUGUUAGACACCUGUCUGCUGUGGACUGGGUGCUGUGGUACGUCCUGUUGGACCCCCCUGACCCCCAUCCUCCACCCACCCUUACUGAGACAGAGGUGGGACCAUUUAAAUAUUUAAAAAAGUAUAUAUUUUUUGUUUUCUACCUAUCUAUUCCUAUAUAGAUAAUUUAAAUUUUAUGUAAAGGAGCAUGCACUUCUUUUGAAAAGCUGUAGUUCUAUUGGCCCUAUCCUACCAAAGGUAAUUAAAAUAAACUGAAAAGAUAAACGGGAGGCAUAUGAUGUAGCAACAACUAUCCAUAGUGUGAGUACAAAUAACAACAUGGCUAUAUUCACUCUCAAUUCACUCUGAAAAUAUUAAUACCUCAUACAUGGAUUAGUUUGCUUUCAAUUUCUAGGUCUUUAUUUUUAUAAUAACAUUAUUUUCUAGUGUUAUGUAAAUGUAAUGCUGCAAUAGCUUUGCUGCUAAAUCCAUGGUAUAACCAGAUACCAUCCGUACUUUCUGGGUGUAGAAUAAUCAAUAACAGACCCAGAGAAGCACCUGGCAUCAACUAGCUAU